GUUUACAAACAAAAAUCAGUCAAAUAAAUUGAUUUAACAAAUAAAAGCGUGGAAAAGCAAUUAAAAUGUCGUGUGCCGUGCCAGAGUGCCAGCAAUUGAAGCAGUCGUCUGAAAAGGUAUCCCUCCAUUUAUUCCCAGAUCCAAGAAAAGAUCCAAAAAGGCAUUUAAAAUGGAUUAAAGCAAUUAAUUCGGAAAGAAUCUUUAAAUUUGAUCCUUCCGUCGUCUUUAAACGAUUUAGAGUCUGUCGUAAUCAUUUCUCUAAGAAUUGCUUUAACGGUGAUUGUAAGAAACUGCUUCUAAAUGCUGUGCCUACAUUGAAUAUCAAUAGUAGAAAAGUGAAUUUGAAGUCGUAUUAUUAUUACGAAGAAAAGAUCCUGCAGAUGCUUAAAACAAAUUCUGUGGAUAUUGAGGAAGACUCAUUGAAGAUUAUUAGUCUUGAUGAUAUUCAAAUGCUGUCUGAACCAAUAGAGACUGAAAAGUUAUGGAAUAAUAUAGAAGUUGACAAAGAUACAGCAGAUAAUGAUGAAUCGGAGUUUGUUCUAAUGGAAGUUGAGAAGCAUGAUAAUCAAGCACAAUAUACAAUUGUCAUGCCUUCAUCUGAGAAUGCUGUAAAUCCUAAUCUAUUAAAAUACAGUUCAAAUAUCGGAAAAGCUAGUUUGAUGCAAGAAAAUACAGAUAUCACACCUUUCAACAAAAACAAAUUAAAGCAGAUCCAAGCCGCAUUUAACAGUGACCCAAAGAAUUUACUAGCUCAAAACAUAUGCAGUAAGAUGUCAGUCUUUGAUGCUGCGAUGUUAGCAGAGAAUACACAGUUCUAUAGUCAUGAAAUUGAUUUAAAGAUAUCAGAGAAUAUUGAGAACUUCCAUUGGUCCUAUACAUUACUAGCCGUGCUUAAAAUGCCAUUCAUGAAAAAGUUUAAUUUAAUUGAUUUUGAAUUCUCACAAGGGCACUUCCUGUAUCACGAAAAUGUUGAAAGAUGCUAUUCAUACCUUAGCAACUUGGCAACAAUUCUCAAGUCUAAUGAUAAAAAUGAUCGAUUAAUGUCAUUUCUGCUUGAUGAUCCAUUGAAAGAAGGAGGUCGAUGGAGUAUAUUUGCGAGUAUCAUUAAUAAGUACGGUCUGAUGCCGAAAGAAGCAUUCAAAUGUCAUAUUAGCAGUGAUAAAGUUAAAAACAUGACUAGAAUAUUAAAUACAAAAUUAAGAGACUAUUCAAAGCAAUUAUUACAUCUAGCUUCCAAAAAUAUGAACACGAAUGUGAUUAUUGAUUUAAAAAUGGUCGAAAUCUGCAACAUCAUAUCCCUUUGUAUAGGAACGCCACCUGAUAACUUCCACUGGAGCUGCCAUAAUACAAAUAAUGUCUUGACGCCAAUAGAAUUUUAUGAGCAGCAUGUUAAGACAAUAAUCAAUGUUGAUGAUGCAUAUUCUCUAAUUAAUGACCCUCGACCUUCAUUGAAAUACCAAAAUUUAUACACGACUGCAUAUUCAGAUAUUAUAAUUGGUGGAAAUAAGAUGUUAUCUAACAAUCAACCGACUGAAGUCUUAAUUGACGCAAUUUCAAAAUCUAUAAUUAAUGAAGAGCCUGUUCUUGCCAUUUGCAGUUUAAAUGGAUUGAACGACUUUAAAUUGAAAAACUUUCACAUGCUGUGCGACAUUAAGGUUUACUCAUCUAUGGAUAAAUCUAAUAAAAUAGAACUAAGAGAUUUCUCAGAAAAUAUUGCAAUGAUUAUUACUGGCAUAUCCACGGACUCAAAUGGAAAUCUUGAGAAGCUUCGCUUAGAGCACUUUAAAGAUGGACAGAAAAUAAUUACAAGUAUAUCAAAGAAUUGUUUUAAUGAAUUAGUUUUAGAAAUUAUCAUAAAUAAGAAGUUCUUAAGUGAUUACGUGAAAUGUGUGUAUGACUUAACUCCUAUUGUAUUAUCCACUUAUGAUCCUCUUUCAAACUUAUUUAUUUAAAUUGCUUCU
Messenger RNA from Chironomus riparius, 1961 nucleotides. The record is from the annotation of a GenBank genome assembly. NCBI's taxonomy places the organism in Eukaryota, Metazoa, Arthropoda, Insecta, Diptera, Chironomidae.